Coregonus sp. 'balchen' is the source of this 26362-nucleotide messenger RNA. Lineage: Eukaryota; Metazoa; Chordata; Actinopteri; Salmoniformes; Salmonidae. The record is from the annotation of a GenBank genome assembly.
AUGACUCAGCAGGUGACACAGAGCAGUUAUCCUCCCCUCAGAGAUAACUCCAUAGUGUGUGUUUUCCACCAGGAUGAUUGGCACUGACCCCCUAGAGACCUGGGAUUGGUGCCAGGGCAGUAGCGUGUGUGAGAGAGGGAUAAUUAGGCUACUUUCAGCCAGAGUGUGUUUGGGGUCCAGCUAAAUCUGUUACGAGAUUGAAGCCAGCAGGGAAAGAGAGAGCCAUGUCUGUAUGAAUGACUGCCUGGAGAGGGCUGCCUUUAGAAACACUCCUUCAAUUGAUGAAGGGAAACUAGACACACAGACACGUCUUGUACAGUGGUAUCUCAGAUUGUGAGAAGUAAGUGAGUUGCCAAGGUAACAUCCUGGAGGAGGAGUCAAGAACUAGGACAUGGUUAAAUAGCAGCCUGAUGAAAUGUCAUUUGUCUGUCUACGUUUGUGUCAGGGGUGUAGGCAUGGCCCUGCCGGGACCACCCACUGGGGAAGCCAGGCCCUGCCAGGCCCACCCACUGGGGAACCAGGCCCUGCCAGGCCCACCCACUGGGGAACCAGGCCCUGCCAGGCCCACCCACUGGGGAACCAGGCCCUGCCAGGCCCACCCACUGGGGAGCCAGGCCCUGCCAGGCCCACCCACUGGGGAACCAGGCCCUGCCAGGCCCACCCACUGGGGAGCCAGGCCCUGCCAGGCCCACCCACUGGGGAGCCAGGCCCUGCCAGGACCACCCACUGGGGAAGCCAGGCCCUGCCAGGCCCACCCACUGGGGAGCCAGGCCCUGCCAGGCCCACCCAAUCAGAUUGAGCAAAAACAAUAAAAUGCAGGCCUACCCACCAAAGAAUUUCUGGCUACGCCCCUAGUGUGUGUGUGUGUGUGUGCAUGCGUGUGUAUUUGUGUUCCUUAUCUCAGAGGCAAGGUACAUUAGGUUGAUAUCCGAAGCUUGUUUCAGUACUUUACCACUCUGACUGAUCAAAGUAGACUAUUAUUGAUUAUCGAUCACCUACUGAAUGAGUCAUCAGGGAGAUGAAUACCUUCAUCCUCAUCAUCCUCAUCAUCAUUGGCAGCACUAUUACUGACCAAGCGUUCAUGGAGGGACAGAGAACUACAUAGACUCAGUGAGAUAUGGGUUUGUGGUUAUAGAUUUGAGUAAAUCUCAACUAACCAUACGGUACCUUUAUUUUAGACCAGUGGGUUUGAACUGUGACACACCUGAAGCCUUUUUAAUCUUCUUGUGAUGCCAAGUACACAACACCCGUGUAGCUCAGUUGGUAGAGCAUGGCGCUUGCAACGCCAGGGUUGUGGGUUCAAUUCCCAUGGGGGGCCAGUGUGAAGAAGAAAAAAAAAAAUGUAUGCACUCACUAACUGUAAGUCGCUCUGGAUAAGAGUGUCUGCUAAAUGACAAAAACAUUAAAAAAAAUUUUUUUAAUACAACCUAGUCUUUAGAGGUGACUCAAGAUGAACUGGCCUGUCUGACUAUUUAGGAAACAGUUCCUCAUUCCACCAAUCAGCACACUGUAUCAGUUCAUUAUAACAGGGGACCUGUCAGAGGUGUGUCACUCUGUGUGAGAAGCAGUCAUAUCUGUGUCUGAGCAAAGCUCCUCUAAACAGCUUACUACUAGACAUUCUCAGACAGGAAGCAGUUCAUAAAGUCAAAGGUUAAAGUCCGUUGUGAGUGAGAAACUUUUCCAGUCCUUUGUAAUCCCCACCUCCACCUCCACCCUUACAGAUUGUUCAGUCUGCCUGCUGGUUCUGUGUGGUGAUGAGUCCAGUAGCCAGUUGUAUGGUUCCUAAGGCCUGUAGUAACAGGAGGAACUCCAAUAGGGACUUAGCACUGAAUAUUCAUACAUACAUUUCAAAGUACAGUACUUUUUGUUCCUGUGUCCUGUUCAUGGUUGACAUUCUGUGAUGUUCAUGUUAUACUAUAUUAUAUUAAUGUUAUAUUAAUUUAUUACAUCCCUUAUUUACACUCACUUCUCCUGUCCCCCUGCUUCUCUAUUGGCUGGGCCUGCUGUCGGGGCGGGGAGAUUAGACAAUGAUUAGGUUCCAUAAAGUGUUGCAUGUUAAUGUUGAGUUAACGUUUGACCAGGCUGGAUGGGGCUGUAGCGAUCACACUACAGUCCAAGGAGUGACACUGGAACUCUUAAGCAAGGUAUGUCUCUCCCUCUUCUUCGCUCCCUCUUUCAUUCCCUCUCGCUCUCUCUCUUUUUCUGUGUCAUCAAUGUUGAGUUGAAGCCUGUAUCUGUUGGUUACUUCUGUUUUGUAUAUUUGUGUUUAAUAUUGAGCAUUUUCCGUUAGGGGAUUUCUGUUGGGUGUGUGUAGUGAUCUUGACUUGACUUUGCCAGGGCCUGUGUGUGUGGGGGGUGUUGGCCAGUGUGUGUGUUUGUGUGUGAGUGUGUGUGUAUAUAUGGCAGCUUGAAGUCUGUGUUAUUGAACACCACUGUCCUGGGGCCUCUGGAGCCUCUGGGGUCUGGUUUCUGGGUCAGACACAGGGGCCUGGCUUUGAUCUGGUCUGGUCUUGAGGGCAGAAAGACACCAAAGGUCACUCAGUGUUGGCCUUCUAGAGAGAGGCCUAGAGCAGGCCUCACACAAUGUUAGAAAAAUGCAUUCUAAGGGUUGAGAUGAAUCUGUUUUAUAACGGAGACAUGUCGCAACAUCUCAGAGUAGUGUGUUUCCUUUAGUCAUCCAUCUUGUGCUUGUCUGGGAGUGCUGGUUUGCUGUGUUCUGAUCCCCAUGUGUUGUGCAUGAUUAGUAAUGGCGAUGCUGGCCUGUGUCAGUCAGUCAGUCAGUCAGUCAGUCAGCAGGGACAGAACUCCUGGAGACACAGAGAGUGCAGAGAGCCAGCGGGAGAGAGAUGUAACAGGUGACUAACAGAAGAGAGUUUGUGUUUUAGGAGAAGGUAGUAGAUAAGAUUUGAGCAGUAGCUAGAUAGUGAGACAAGUAAUGGGAGUUCUAUGUAGGGACCACAGGUGACCGGUGGCACCUUAAUUGGGGAGUACAGGCUCAUAGUAAUGGCUGGCAUGGAAUAAAUUGAAUGGUAUCGAACACAUCAAACACAUGGUUUCUAUGUGUUUGAUACCAUUCACUCCAUUCCAGCCAUUAUUAUGAGCAAUCCUCCCCUCAGCAGCCCCCUGUGGUAGGGAAAAUUAAAUGCACUGUCAGGUAGAGCGUAUCGUGCUGCGAGCGAAGCAAAGGUCAUCUGCAGCCGCAAGCCUCAAAGUCACCUUCACACUCUUAAUAUACACCUAUCACCUCUCUCUGCCCUCUACAAGACUGGGUCAUACACAUAGACUCACACGUACUGGACACGCUAUAGACUCACACGUACUGGACACGCUAUAGACUCACACGUACUGGACACACUGACACAGUUAGAGAAACAGGUAAAACACAAACACACACUGUACAGAUGCACAUCCUGUUGAGGUGUGUUAUAUCCACUCUGUUCUCGUUGUACAGAACAGAAUGUCCUUUCCUUGUUGGUGUCCUUUAGCCUGUCAUGGAGACGUGUACAUCAGAAGGCUGAGGUUAUGGUUGUGUGUGUUCUGGAGUAUAUUUACAUUUGACAUUUUAGUCAUUUAGCAGAUGCUCUUAUGCAGAGCGACUUACAAUUAGUGCAUUCAUCUUAAGAUAGCUAGGUGAGACAACAACACAUCACAAUCGUAUCAAGUACUUUUUCCGUCAUCACAGUAUUUAUCAGCAAAGUCAGUGUUAGUGGGAAAAGGGGCGCUGUGAGAGUUAUUUAAGAUACUUCAAAGAGGUAGGGUUUCAGAACGGCUCGUAAUAAUGUCCGGAACGGAGCAAAUGGAAUGGCAUCAAACACCUGGAAACCAUGAGUUUAACGUAUUUCAUACCAUUCCACUGACUCUGCUCCAGUCAUUACCACAAGCCCAUCCUCCCCAAUUAAGGUGCCACCAACCUCCUGUGAUAUAUAUAUUUCUAAAGAUGACAGGUGUGUGGUUGUGUGUGUGUUGUGAAUCUUCAUGAAAGUGUUUAUAGUGAAGGAGUGUCAGUAGAGAUGAGCAUUAGCUCUCAGUAGAUUUAUUCUGUUCCUCAUAUCUGUCUCUGUCUCUGUAUGACUGCUGCUGUUGGAGCAAGGAGGGGCUCACUGACUGACACUAUUUCAAUCUACAGUAAUACACACACACCUUUAGGGUAUUUUUACUCUCUCUGUUCCCCCGCCCUAAGCUGUUAUUUCAGGCUAUGAGGUCACUGUCAGGUCAUGGGGGGUCGCACACCCGAAUGACCUUUCACUAACGAAUGAGUCACAUCUGGAGGGGGAGGGGGAGGGGGGUGGUGGUCGUCCAGUCAUCUUCAAAAGGGAAUACUUACACUAGAUAACCUGGCUACCUGUCCCCUCUCUGCCCCUAGAGCUUUAAACGUCCAUGUAUGGUCAGUCAUGGCUGCCGCUGGCUCAAACCGACUUUCAGUUUCUAACCAGGGGGCGGGGCUAUCUGGUUGAGUGGGAGGAGUCCUACACAUGAAGGCCAUUGACUUCCCCGUCAGCUCAAAGUCUGUCUGAUAGAGAGAGAGAUAGUGUGGCCCUGGCAGGGGAUAGUUGGACUACAGUACACUCCCUUAGUGGAUUCCUGUUAGUGAUAGUAAGAGAGAGCCCUUGUCUCUAGUCCUUCAGGGGAAUCAGUAACAGACUCUACUACCAGGGAAGGGAAGGUGCUGAAAAACGAACCACUUCUCACCACUGGUGGACCCAUUCGCAAGCACGCACGCACGCACGCACGCACACACACACACACACACACACACACACACCUAGACCAGGGUUUCCCAAACUCGGGCCUGGGGCCCCCCUGGGUGCACGUUUUGGUUGUUGCUCUAACUCUACACAGCUGAUUCAAAUAACGACUCAUCAUGAGUGGUCCUCUGUAGCUCAGCUGGUAGAGCACGGCGCUUGUAACGCCAAGGUAGUGGGUUCAAUCCCCGGGACCACCCAUACACAAAAAUGUAUGCACGCAUGACUGUAAGUCGCUUUGGAUAAAAGCGUCUGCUAAAUGGCAUAUUAUUAUUAUCAUCAAGUUUUGAUUAUUUGAAUCAGCUGUGUAGUGCUAGGGGGAAAAAAAUUUGCACCCAGGGGGGCCCCAGGGACGAGUUUGGGAAACCCUGACCUACACAACCUCUCAUUGACAAAGGCUUUAUUACAGUCUACCUCUGUGUGUUCUACUUCUCCCCCAUCUCCACCCCCUCCUCUCCCUCCCAUCUUCCUCCUCUCAGAGUCUCGACACUGAAGCUUAUCAUGGCACAUCCCACAAUGCACCUGCUGCUGCUCAGCCUCCUCAUCGGCACAGUGAGUUCAUUACGAUCUCAAAUAUUUUACGUUAUACUGUAUUACUCUACAUGCAUUAACUCUUACAUUCAUAUUUGACUGUAACUGUCUGAGGAGUGAGACUUCUCUGGGUUCUGUUCCGGUUUGUUACUGCUGUGUGAGCUUUGGCUCUGGUUGGCAUGGAAACAUGCCACAGGGCGUUGUGCCGCCCUCUGUGACUUAUUAGCGUACUGAAAGAUUGAAUGAGGGACAGACGCACAGGCUCACGCAGACCAGACAGUCUCCUUCUGUGUAAAUCUGUAGAGUCAAUGAGUAACUGUCCUUCUGCAAGGAGAGAGAGAAUUUCUACUGCAUGCUAAAGUGUUGUCCUUGAGAAUCCCAAGGGUUUUACAUUUUCAUUACAGCCGAAUACUGGCACACCUGAUUCAACUAAUCAAGGUGUUCAUUUAUAGUUGAGUGACUGAAUCAGGAGUGCAAGUACUGGGCUGGUGCAAAAAUGUGCAACUCUGGGGCUGUUCAACGAGGAACACUGGGCUACUGUAUAUUUAUCACGUGUUUUGUGAUAGGCUGCUGGGAAAGGCCUGGAGAAGGGACCACUGGAGAACAAGGUUCUAGACGUACCAGAGGGAACACCUGUACCCUACGCCCUCUACCAGGUAACACACACACACACAAACACACACCUGUCCCCUUCAUUUCUUGUCUUUGUAUUAAUCCAUUCUCUCUCCGUCUGCAGUUCCAAGCAUCCCACCUUGAGGUUGAUGGGUUCAGAUUGACAGGAGAGACUGAAGGAAAGAUCAGCAUCUCAGAGGACGGCUGGCUCUACCUGGAACAGGCCCUGGACUGGGCCCACACACAGACACACACUCUAGAGGUAACACACACACAGACACACACUCUAGAGGUAACACACACAGACACACACUCUAGAGGUAACACACACACAGACACACACUCUAGAGGUAACACACACAGACACACACUCUAGAGGUAACACACACAGACCCACACUAUAGUAGUUAACAUACACAGACCCACACUAUAGUAGUUAACAUACACAGACCCACACACUAUAGUAGUUAACCUACAUAGACCCACGCUAUAGUAGUUAACAUACACAGACCCACACACUAUAGUAGUUAACAUACACAGACCCACACUAUAGUAGUUAACAUACACAGACCCACACUAUAGUAGUUAACAUACACAGACCCACACUAUAGUAGUUAACAUACACAGACCCACACUAUAGUAGUUAACAUACACAGACCCACACUAUAGUAGUUAACAUACACAGACCCACACACUAUAGUAAUUAACAUACACAGACCCACACUAUAGUAGUUAACAUACACAGACCCACACUAAAGUAGUUAACAUACACAGACCCACACUAUAGUAGUUAACAUACACAGACCCACACUAUAGUAGUUAACAUACACAGACCCACACACUAUAGUAGUUAACAUAUGCAGACCACACACUAUAGUAGUUAACAUACACAGACCCACACUAUAGUAGUUAACAUACACAGACCCACACACUAUAGUAGUUAACAUACAUAGACCCACACUAUAGUAGUUAACAUACACAGACCCACACACUAUAGUAGUUAACAUACAUAGACCCACGCUAUAGUAGUUAACAUACAUAGACCCACACUAUAGUAGUUAACAUACACAGACCCACACUAUAGUAGUUAACAUACACAGACCCACACUAUAGUAGUUAACAUACAUAGACCCACACUAUAGUAGUUAACAUACACAGACCCACACUAUAGUAGUUAACAUACACAGACCCACACUAUAGUAGUUAACACACACAGACACACACUCUAGAGGUAACACACACAAACACACUCUAGAGGUAACAUACACAGACCCACACUAUAGUAGUUAACAUACACAGACCCACACUAUAGUAGUUAACAUACACAGACCCACACUAUAGUAGUUAACACACACAGACACACACUCUAGAGGUAACACACACAAACACACUCUAGAGGUAACACACACAGACCCACACUAUAGUAGUUAACAUACACAGACCCACACUAUAGUAGUUAACAUACACAGACCCACACACUAUAGUAGUUAACCUACAUAGACCCACGCUAUAGUAGUUAACAUACACAGACCCACACACUAUAGUAGUUAACAUACACAGACCCACACUAUAGUAGUUAACAUACACAGACCCACACUAUAGUAGUUAACAUACACAGACCCACACUAUAGUAGUUAACAUACACAGACCCACACACUAUAGUAGUUAACCUACAUAGACCCACGCUAUAGUAGUUAACAUACACAGACCCACACACUAUAGUAGUUAACAUACACAGACCCACACCACACUAUAGUAGUUAACAUACACAGACCCACACUAUAGUAGUUAACAUACACAGACCCACACUAUAGUAGUUAACAUACACAGACCCACACUAUAGUAGUUAACAUACACAGACCCACACUAUAGUAGUUAACAUACACAGACCCACACACUAUAGUAAUUAACAUACACAGACCCACACUAUAGUAGUUAACAUACACAGACCCACACUAAAGUAGUUAACAUACACAGACCCACACUAUAGUAGUUAACAUACACAGACCCACACUAUAGUAGUUAACAUACACAGACCCACACACUAUAGUAGUUAACAUAUGCAGACCACACACUAUAGUAGUUAACAUACACAGACCCACACUAUAGUAGUUAACAUACACAGACCCACACACUAUAGUAAUUAACAUACACAGACCCACACUAUAGUAGUUAACAUACACAGACCCACACUAAAGUAGUUAACAUACACAGACCCACACUAUAGUAGUUAACAUACACAGACCCACACUAUAGUAGUUAACAUACACAGACCCACACACUAUAGUAGUUAACAUAUGCAGACCACACACUAUAGUAGUUAACAUACACAGACCCACACUAUAGUAGUUAACAUACACAGACCCACACACUAUAGUAGUUAACAUACAUAGACCCACACUAUAGUAGUUAACAUACACAGACCCACACACUAUAGUAGUUAACAUACAUAGAUCCACGCUAUAGUAGUUAACAUACAUAGACCCACACUAUAGUAGUUAACAUACACAGACCCACACUAUAGUAGUUAACAUACACAGACCCACACUAUAGUAGUUAACAUACAUAGACCCACACUAUAGUAGUUAACAUACACAGACCCACACUAUAGUAGUUAACAUACACAGACCCACACUAUAGUAGUUAACACACACAGACACACACUCUAGAGGUAACACACACAAACACACUCUAGAGGUAACAUACACAGACCCACACUAUAGUAGUUAACAUACACAGACCCACACUAUAGUAGUUAACAUACACAGACCCACACUAUAGUAGUUAACACACACAGACACACACUCUAGAGGUAACACACACAAACACACUCUAGAGGUAACACACACAGACCCACACUAUAGUAGUUAACAUACACAGACCCACACUAUAGUAGUUAACAUACACAGACCCACACUAUAGUAGUUAACAUACACAGACCCACACUAUAGUAGUUAACAUACACAGACCACACACUAUAGUAGUUAACAUACACAGACCCACACUAUAGUAGUUAACAUACACAGACCCACACUAUAGUAGUUAACAUACACAGACCCACACUAUAGUAGUUAACAUACACAGACCCACACUAUAGUAGUUAACAUACACAGACCCACACUAUAGUAAUUAACAUACACAGACCCACACUAUAGUAGUUAACAUACACAGACCCACACUAUAGUAGUUAACACACAGACCCACACUAUAGUAGUUAACAUACACAGACCCACACUAUAGUAGUUAACACACACAGACCCACACUAUAGUAGUUAACAUACACAGACCCACACUAUAGUAGUUAACAUACACAGACCCACACUAUAGUAAUUAACAUACACAGACCCACACUAUAGUAGUUAACAUACACAGACCCACACUAUAGUAGUUAACAUACACAGACCCACACUAUAGUAGUUAACAUACACAGACCCACACUAUAGUAAUUAACAUACACAGACCCACACUAUAGUAGUUAACAUACACAGACCCACACUAUAGUAGUUAACAUACACAGACCCACACUAUAGUAGUUAACAUACACAGACCACACUAUAGUAAUUAACAUACACAGACCCACACUAUAGUAGUUAACAUACACAGACCCACACUAUAGUAGUUAACAUACACAGACCCACACUAUAGUAGUUAACAUACACAGACCCACACUAUAGUAGUUAACAUACACAGACCCACACUAUAGUAGUUAACAUACACAGACCCACACUAUAGUAGUUAACAUACACAGACCCACACUAUAGUAGUUAACAUACACAGACCACACGCUGUAGUUGUUAACACACCCGUGAUACAAGUCAGUAUUUGACGUCCAUCCAUGUCUGAGGACGUCAGGAGAUGAUGUGUAAACUGCCCACUAGAGGCAACAGUGAGCGCUGUUACCUUCAAGUAGGUUUUGGCGUUGUGGACAGGGAUGGAGGAUGGGCCUAAGCAUCUGCCUCUGAUUCAAAAGGUUGCAUGUUAAAAUCCAGCGAUAGAAAGUUGUUUUUGAUAUUUUAGUUUUAUGCCUAUCCCAAACCUUAACCCUUACCUUAACCAUUCAGAGUUAAUGUCUAACCUUAAGAAUUUGGAGUUAAUGCCUAAGCUUAACCUUAAACACUUCCAAAUUUGACAUUUGGAACAACUUCAAAAUGUGAUGUUUGAGAAACAUGGAUGAAUGUCUAAUUCUGACGUGAGACUGUGAGAGCUUGUAGGACACACACACAGACAUACACACACUGUAGAGGUAACACACAGACAUACACACACUGUAGAGGUAACACACAGACAUACACACACUGUAGAGGUAACACACAGUCAUACACACACUGUAGAGGUAACACACAGUCAUACACACACUGUAGAGGUAACACACAGACAUACACACACUGUAGAGGUAACACACAGACAUACACACACUGUAGAGGUAACACACAGACAUACACACACUGUAGAGGUAACACACACAGACAUACACACACUGUAGAGGUAACACACAGACAUACACACACUGUAGAGGUAACACACAGACAUACACACACUGUAGAGGUAACACACAGUCGGAUAGCUGGUCGAUUCCCAGAUCUGACAAGUAUCUGCAUGCACACACAUACACAAUGACAUUUUGUACAGACCCACACACACACAUUUCAGCUUCAUGUUGUUGUUGUUGUUGUUGUUGUUGUGUUGUAGCUGGAGGCCUUAGUGGGUUCAGAACCAGUAGAAGGUCCAGUCAGCAUCACCAUCAACGUAUUGGACGUCAACAACCAUGCCCCCUCCUUCAACCAGACUGACUACAACGGCAUCGUCAAGGAACGUACCCCCGCAGGUCUGUCUGUCUGUCACUCUGUCUGUCUGUCUGUCUGUCAGUCUGUCUGUCUGUCUGUUUCUCUGUCUGUCUGUCUGUUUCUCUGUCUGUCUGUCUGUCAGUCUGUCUGUCUGUCUGUUUCUCUGUCUGUCUGUCUGUUUCUCUGUCUGUCUGUGUGUUCAUUAUGUGUGUGUGUGUGUUGCAGGUGUUCCAUUUGCGCGUGUGUUUGCUACUGACCUGGACGACCCAGAGUCUCCCAACGCCCAUCUGAGUUACACCCUGGUCUCCCAGAUCCCCAACAGAGACAACACACUGUUCUUCCAGAUCAACAGCAACACAGGAGAUAUUUCUACUACUGCCGAGGGUAACACACACACACACGCACACACACACAAACACACACACACACUCACGGAGAGCCCCAAAGUGCACACACAUAGAUCAUCCCAGAUGUUGUGGUCUCUCAUUUCAUCCUGUAUGAGUGGUAAUCUGUGAGUUCUGCAUCUGUAGUCUCACACCAGCCGAGAUUACUACAACUAAACUCACGUGCUCCAGAUUAACACAUCAGAUUAACACAUGCUUGGUGUCAUAUUGACCACAUGUACCACGUGAUUAUAUUACUGAUUCCAGCUGUGUGUGUAUGUGUGUUCCUGCAGGAGAGCGUCUGCUGAAGGCCAGGGAAGGUGUUGUUCAUUCCAGAGGAGGGGACUUUAGGGAUUCUCUGAAGAAGAAGUUUGAUGAGUACUGCACCCCCACAGAUGACAUCCCUUAUGAACUCAACCCCUUCUACAGCUGUGUACAGAGAGCAGGUUUGUGUGUGCUUCACUGUACUUACUAGUAGUUUUAGAUGAAACUCUAAAAUCACUAUUGUCAGGUAAGCCUGACCAAGAUGGUCCAAGAGAGAGAGAGAGCGAGAGAGAGAGAGGAUAAAGAGCGAGAGAGAGAGCGAGAGAGAGAGAGAGAGAGAAAGAGAGAGAGAGAAAAGGAUAGAGAGAGAGAGAGAGAGAGAGAGACGAGAGAGGAUAAAGAGAGAGAAGAGAAAAUGUAUAGAUAUAGUAGAGAGAGAGCGCAGAGAUCAAUUAGAAGAGAUGAAAUAGAUACAAGAGAGAGAAAGAAUGUAUAAUAUUAUAGAUUGUAGAUAGUACUAGAGAGAGGUUGCGUGCUCUUCAGCUAUCUGUAUCUUUAUAUCGCUCUCGUGAUUAGCGAGUAUCGCUUCUAGAUUACAGAUAGCUAGAUAUAGCUCGAGAUAUCGAGUAGACAGAGAGAGGAGGACAUCAGAGGCAAUGGAGCUAUCUAUUGAUGAGAUACAAAAUACGAGUAUAGAGAUUAAUAGAUAUUAUACUAUUAUUCUAGCAGAUAAAUCUAUUCGAUCUCUUGUAUGAGCUGCCUUACUAUCUCUACUAUUCUCUCUUUCACCAUCUCUCUAGUCGAUCAUCUUCCCACCUUUAUAUCUCUCGGUCCUUUUGUCCCCAUCCUUAUUUUACUCUUAGACUAGAUUUACGAUCUAAGUGAUUAAUCUCUAGAUUAUAGAAGUGAUUAAGGCUGAUUAAGAGGUGUUAGUGGUGUGAUUGAGAGGCUGCUGAACAGAACCUCCUCUACAUACUGCUGGUGAGUUCAGCUGUGGCCACUGCCAGAGCAGCCUGACCUCUCACCUCUGACCCCUGUGUUAUCACACAGAGAGACCCGAGGUCACGCUCAGAUAUUCCCGUGUAGUGCAUUACUUUUGGCCAGGGCCCUAUACAGUUCAUUACUUUUGGCCAGUUCAUCCAUAGACAUAUAGAGCGAUAGUCAAAAACACACACCUGAGACAUACCUGUGCCAUAUGGGAAAUGGAGCAUCAUUUGGGCCUGUCUUCUUCGGUUGUGCCUUUGUAUUGACUGUGAAAGGUCCUGUCUCUUCCUCUGUGGUUGUAGAGUCUCGGAGGCUGAACCCUCUGGAAGACCCAGACUUCACACUGAUUGUGCGUGUGGAGGACAUGGGCGGGGAGUCGUUGAAUGCUCUCAACGGUAACGCAAGGGUUAACAUUGCUGUGCAGGAGAACCUGUGGGUCAAUCCUGGACCAAUCAACCUCAGAGAACAGUUGAAAGGGAUAUACCCCAUGCCCAUCGGCAAGGUACGGCAGGGGUGGAGAUUACAUUUACAUUUACAUUUUAGUCAUUUAGCAGACGCUCUUAUCCAGAGCGACUUACAGGAGCAAUUAGGGUUAAGAUCACACAAUCAUAGGUAUACCAGUACCUAACUAAGGAGUCUGUUUAGAAAACACUAAGGACCUAAGGAGUCUGUUUAGAAAACACUAAGGACCUAAUGAGGCUGUUUAGAAAACACUAAGGACCUAAGGAGUCUGUUUAGAAAACACUAAUGACCUAAUGAGGCUGUUUAGAAAACACUAAGGACCUAAGGAGUCUGUUUAGAAAACACUAAUGACCUAAUGAGGCUGUUUAGAAAACACUAAGGACCUAAGGAGUCUGUUUAGAAAACACCAAGGACCUAAGGAGUCUGUUUAGAAAACACUAAGUACCUAAGGAGUCUAUUUAGAAAACACUAAUGACCUAAUGAGGCUGUUUAGAAAACACUAAGGACCUAAGGAGCCUGUUUAGAAAACACUAAGGGCCUAAGGAGACUGUUUAGAAAGUACUAAUGACCUAAGGAGACUGUUUAGAAAACACAUAAUCAGCAUGCAUACCUUAAAUGUGAUCUCCUAUUGACAUCACUGAUUAAAGCAAAAUGUUACAUAUAAAGCAGUUAAGAUACAUAACAUAUCUACAUUUGUCUGUCUGUCUGUCUGUCUGUCUGUCUGUCUGUCUGUCUGUCUGUCUGUCUGUCUGUCUGUCUGUCUGUCUGUCUGUCUGUCUGUCUGUCUGUCUGUCUGUCUGUCUGUCUGUCUGUCUGUCUGUCUGUCUGUCUAACUGUCUCCCUGCAGGUCCAGUCUAAUGAUCCCAGUGCCCUCUACAGGCUGGUACAGAAAGAGCGGGAGCUGACGUUCCCCUUCAAUGUCACGGAGGAAGGAGACAUUCUGCUGACUGAGGAGCUGGACAGAGAGGACAAGGCCAUGGUAACCAGCUAGACCUCCUCAUCACAAUCACUAUCCCAAGCAGUAUUAUUUAAUGGAGUACUGUCCAUCACUGGAUAGUUCACAUCAAAAUCACUGUGUGCAUGUGUGUUCCAGUACAUCCUGGUGGUGUUUGCUGAGGAUAGCCAUGGUAACGAGGUAGACCCUCCCCUGGAGGUGCAGGUGGUGGUGGACGAUGUGAAUGAUAACCCUCCAAUCUGUGAGGAGGAACUCAGUGUGUUUGAAGUGCAGGAGAACGAACCCACAGGUAACUAACUACUGGAUGUGUGUGUGAUAGGUUGGGGACAUGUGUGAUACACUACACGGCCAAAAGUAUAUGGACACCCCUUAAAAUUAGUGGAUUUCAGCUACACCCGUUCGUGACAGGUGUAAAAAAAACGAGCACACAGCCAUGCAAUCUCCAUAGACAAACACCAUCAUAGGAUGCCACCUUUCCAACAAGUCUGUUAGUCAAAUGUAUGCCCUGCUAGAGCUGCCCCAGUCAACUGUAAGUGCUGUUAUUGUGAAGUGGAAACGUCUAGGAGCAACAAAUCAAAUCAAAUCAAAUCAAAUUUUAUUGGUCACAUGCGCCGAAUACAACAGGUGCAGACAUUACAGUGAAAUGCUUACUUACACGCCCUUAACCAACAGUGGCAUUUAUUUUAAACAAAAAAGUAAGAAUAAAACAACAAACAAAAAAGUGUUGAGAAAAAAAAAGAGCAGAAGUAAAAAUAAAGUGACAGUAGGGAGGCUAUAUAACAAUAGAAUAAAGUGGACAGUAGGAGGCUAUAUAUACAGGGGGGGUACCGUUGCAUAGUCAAUGUGCGGGGGGCACCGGCUAGUUGAGGUAAUAUGUACAUGUGGGUAGAGUUAAAAUGACUAUGCAUAAUACUUAACAGAGUAGCAGCAGCGUAAAAAGGAUGGGGUGGGGGGGCAGUGCAAAUAGUCCGGGUAGCCAUGAUUAGCUGUUCAGGAGUCUUAUGGCUUGGGGGUAGAAGCUGUUGAGAAGUCUUUUGGACCUAGACUUGGCACUCCGGUACCGCUUGCCGUGCGGUAGCAGAGAGAACAGUCUAUGACUAGGGUGACUGGAGUCUUUGACAAUUUUGAGCGUGAUGUGGUAGGUCACACAAGCUCACAGAAUGGGACCGCCAAGUGCUGAAGCGCGUAAAAAUCUUCUGUUCUCGGUUGCAACGCUCACUACCGAGUUCCAAACUGCCUCUGGAAGCAAUGUCAGCACAAGAACUGUUCGUCAGAGAGAGAAAGCGAGAGAGAGAGAGAGAGAGUGAGAGUGAGAGUGAGAGUGAGAUAUUCCCGUGUAGUGCACUACUUUUGGCCAGGGCCCUAUAUAGUGCACUACUUUUGUGCACUUCAAACACGCUGUUCGUCAGGAGCUUCAUGAAAUGGGUUUCCAUAGACGAGCAGCCACACACAAGCCUAAGAUCACCAUGCGCAAUGCCAAGCGCCAGCUAGAGUGGUGUAAAGCUCACCGCCAUUGGACUCUGGAGCAGUGGAAAUGUGUUCUCUGAAGUUGUCAAGGCGUCAGUGUAAUGCGGUAGGCGAAGUCAGGAGCAGGACACAGAGCUAAUCAAAAGCGUACUUUACUCGAAGGUAAAAGAAUGAACAGCAAACCUCCACGCAGGGAGGGAACAAUCCCGCACACUAACGACAACCAAGACUAAUACAAACACACACAACACACAGUGUGAGACAGAGGGUUAAAUAGGGAAGACAUAACUACAUGAUGGGAAACAGGUGUGACCAAUUAAGACAAAACAAGUCGAUGACGAACGCCGAAGCCUGCCCAAGCAAGGAGGAGGGGCAGCCUCGGCUGAAUCCGUGACAGUACCCCCCCCUUGACCUCGGGGACGGCCAGGAGGACACGGAGCAGGGUGGGUCAGAUGACUCUGGUGGAAAUCCCUCAAAAUGGAGGGAUCGAGGAUGUCCCUUCUAGGGACCCAGCACCGUUCCUCCGGACCGUACCCCUACAACUCCACGAGGUACUGCAGGCCCCCCACCCGACGCCUCGAAUCCAAGAUGGAACGGACCGAGUACGCCGGAGCCCCCUCGAUGUCCAGUGGGGGCGGAGGAACCUCCCGUACCUCAGACUCCUGGAGUGGUCCAGCUACUACCGGCCUGAGGAGAGACACAUGGAACGAGGGGUUAAUACGGUAAUCAAUGGGAAGUUGUAACCUAUAACAAACCUCGUUCAAUCUCCUCAGGACUUUAAAUGGCCCCACAAACCGCCGAUCCAGCUUCCGGCAGGGCAGGCGAAGGGGCAGGUUUCGGGUCGAGAGUCAGACCCGGUCCCCCGGUGCAUACACCGGGGACUCACUGCGGUGGCGAUCGGCGCUCGUCUUUUGUCGCCUGAUUGCCCGCUGUAGGUGUACAUGAGCAGCGUUCCAGGUCUCUUCCGAGCGCCGAAACCACUCAUCCACCACAGGAGCCUUGAUCUGGCUCUGAUGCCAAGGUGCCAGAACCGGCUGAUAACCUAACACACACUGGAAAGGCGAAAGGUUAGUAGAGGAGUGGCGGAGUGAGUUUUCUCUGCCCGGGGGAUAUAACCUGACCACUCCCCCUGCCGGUCCUGGCAAUAGGACCUCAGAAACCUACCCACAUCCUGGUUAACUCUCUCCACCUGCCCAUUACUCUCGGGGUGAAAACCUGAGGUAAGGGUAAUCGAGACCCCCAGACGUUCCAUGAACGCCCUCCAGACCCUUGAGGUGAACUGGGGACCCCGAUCCGACACAAUAUCCUCAGGUACCCCGUAGUGCCGGAAGACAUGUGUAAACAGGGCCUCAGCAGUUUGUAGGGCUGUAGGGAGACCUGGCAUAGGAAUGAGACGGCAGGACUUAGAAAACCGAUCCACAACAACCAGGAUCGUGGUGUUCCCUUGUGAGGGGGGAAGGUCCAUCACAAAAUCCACCGAUAGGUGGGACCACGUCCGUUGUGGAACGGGUAGGGGUUGUAAUUUCCCUCUGGGCAGGUGUCUAGGUGCCUUACACUGUGCGCACACCGAGCAGAAGGAAACAUAAACUCUCACGUCCUUGGCUAAAGUGGGCCACCAGUACUUCCCACUAAGACAGUGCACUAUCCAACCGAUGCCAGGAUGACCAGAGGAGGGUGACGUGUGAGCCCAAUAGAUCAAUCGAUCACGAACCUCGAGCGGCACGUACAUCCGACCCUCUGGACACUGGGGAGGAGUGGGCUCGGUACGUAACGCCUGCUCAAUGUCCGCGUCAACCUCCCACACCACCGGUGGCACCAGACACGACGCCGGAAGUAUGGGAGUGGGCUCAAUGGACCUCUCCUCUGUGUCAUACAGUCGGGACAGGGCGUCUGCCUUAGCGUUCUAGGAACCUGGUCUGUAAGUGAGAGUAAACACAAAACGAGUGAAGAACAUGGCCCACCUUGCCUGACGAGGGUUCAGCCUCCUCGCCGCCCGGAUGUACUCCAGAUUACGAUGGUCAGUCAAAAAUGAGAAAAGGGUGUUCAGCACCCUCAAGCCAAUGCCUCCACACUUUCAGAGCUUUAACCACAGCUAACAGCUCCCGGUCCCCCACAUCAUAGUUGCGCUCCGCCGGACUGAGCUUCUUAGAAAAGAAAGCACAGGGGCAGAGUUUUGGUGGCGUACCCGAGCGCUGAGACAGUACAGCUCCAAUCCCAGCCUCGGACGCGUCCACCUCAACCUGGAAUGCCAAGGAAGGAUCCGGAUGAGCCAGCACCGGAGCCGAGGUAAACAGGUCCUUCAGAUGCCCAAAAGCCCUGUCCGCCUCCGCUGACCACUGCAGAUGCACCGGUCCUCCCUUUAGCAAGGAGGUAAUGGGGGCUGCUACCUGACCAAAGCCCCGGAUAAACCUCCGGUAGUAAUUGGCAAAACCCAAGAAUCGCUGCACCUCCUUCACCGUGGUUGGAGUCGGCCAAUUACGCAUGGCCGAAAUGCGGUCAAUCUCCAUCUCCACACCUGACGCGGACAGGCGGUGUCCUAGGAAGGAGAUGGAUUCUUGGAAGAACAAACAUUUCUCCGCCUUCACAUACAGGUCAUGCUCUAACAGUCGACCAAGCACCCGACGCACCAGGGACACAUGCUCUGCCCGUGUAGCGGUGUAUAUGAGAAUGUCAUCAAUAUACACCACUACACCCUGUCCAUGCAGGUCCCUGAAAAUCUCAUCAACAAAAGAUUAGAAGACUGAAGGAGCAUUCAUCAAACCGUAUGGCAUGACUAGGUACUCAUAGUGCCCCGAGGUGGUACUAAAUGCAGUCUUCCACUCAUCUCCCUCCCGGAUACGCACCAGGUUGUACGCGCUCCUAAGUUCCAAUUUCAUGAAGAAGCGCGCCCCGUGCAAUGACUACGUCAUGCUCGCAAUCAGAGGUAAUGGAUAGCUGUAUUUUACAGUGAUCUGAUUUAGACCACGGUUGUCAAUGCACGUGCGUAAGCCACCAUCCUUCUUCUUCACAAAAAAGAAACUCGAUGACACAGGGGAAGUGGACGGCCGAAUGUAUCCUUGUCUCAGAGAUUCGGUGACAUAUGUUUCCAUAGCCGCCGUCUCUUCCUGUGACAGAGGAUACACGUGACUCCGGGGAAGCGCAGCGCCUACCUGGAGAUUUAUCGCACAAUCCCCUUGUCGAUGGGGUGGUAAUUGAGUCGCCUUCUUUUUACAGAAGGCGAGAGCCAAAUCGGCAUAUUCAGGUGGAAUGUUCAUGGUGGGAACCUGGUUUGGACUUUCCACCGUAGUUGCCCCUACGGAAACACCUACACACCUCCCCAAGCACUGACUUGACCAUCCCUUGAGAGCCCUCUGUUGCCAUGAAAUAGUGGGGUCAUGAGAAGUUAACCAGGGAAGCCCCAACACCACUGGAAACGCAGGAGAAUCAAUCAGAAAUAGACGAAUUAUUUCCUCAUGCCCCUCCUGCGUCUUCAUCCAGAGUGGCGCUGUGACCUCCCUAAUCAGACCUGACCCUAAAGGGCGACUAUCUAGGGCAGGGUUCUUCAAUUCCGGUCCUGGAGGGCUGAAACACCUCUGUUUUUCAUCCUCUCCUUCUAAUCAGGGGCUAAUUCAGACCUGGGACACCAGGUGAGUGCAAUUAACUACCAGGUAGAAAUAAAAAACAGAAGUGUUUCGGCCCUCCAGGACCGGAAUUGAAGAACCCUGAUCUAGGGCAUGUAUAGGGAAGGGCACAUCAACUGGCACAAUAGGAAUCCCUAACCUACGGGUAAACUGACGAUCAAUAAAAUUCCCAGCUGCGCCUGAAUCUACUAGCGCCUUAUGCUGGGAAUGAGAAGAAAACUCAGGAAAUACUACAUUUAUACACAUAUGCGCAACAGAGAGCUCUGGGUGAGUUGGGUGCCUACUCACCUGAAACGGUUCAUCAGUGCGCUGCCUACUGCCUCGACUCCUUGAAGGCCCUCCCCAGCACCGACCAGCAGUGUGUCCUCUGCGGCCACAGUUGGUGCAGGGGACGGCCCCUCUACCGGCCUCCCUCAUAGCAGCACCUCCGAGCUCUAUAGGGGUAGGAUCGGAGGUGCUGGGGGAUGGAAUGGACGGCCCCUCUACCGGACGUCUGCGGGUGGCCAACAGGUUAUCCAGUCGGAUUGAAAUAUCCACUAGUUGGUCCAGGUUUAGGUUGGUGUCCCUGCAGGGCAAUUCCCGACGAACGUCCUCCCUUAAGUUGCAACGGUAGUGGUCGAUGAGGGCCCUCUCAUUCCAUCCUGCGCUGGCAGCCAGAGUCCGAAAGUCCAGUGCAAAUUCCUGCGCGCUCCUCUUCCCCUGUCUGAGAUGGAAUAGACGCUCACCCGCCGCUCUCCCCUCUGGUGGAUGAUCAAAUACCGCCCUAAAGCGGCGGGUAAACUCCGCAUAGCUUACAGUUGCGGCGUCUAUUCCCCCCCACUCGGUGUUGGCCCACUCCAGCACUUUACCGGACAGACAGGAGAUGAGGGCGGACACGCUCUCGUAUCCCGAGGGAGCUGGGUGGAUGGUUGCCAGGUAGAGCUCUACCUGGAGCAGAAAACCCUGACACCCGGCAGCUGUACCGUCAUAAGCCCUAGGGAGCGAGAGCCGAAUCCCACUGGACGCAGAUGGUGAAGAGAUGGACAUCGGUGUAGGUGGUGGUGUAAUUGGAGGAGGUAUAGGGAUAUCUCCUCUCUCCCAUCGCUCCAUAGUAUUUACUACUCGUUCCAUAGCUGUGCCGAGAGCCUGGAUCAUGGCCGCUUGUUGUUGGAAGCGUUCCUCCAUCGAUCCGGCUGGCACAGCUGUUCCUGCUGACUCCAUGUUAUGGUGCGUGUUUCUGUCAAGGCGUCAGUGUAAUGCGGUAGGCGAAGUCAGGCGCAGGACAGAGCUAAUCAAAAGUGUACUUUACUCGAAGGUAAAAGAAUGAACAGCAAACCUCCACGCAGGGAGGGAAUAAUCCCGCACACUAAUGACAACCAAGACUAAUACAAACACACACAACACACAGUGUGAGACAGAGGGUUAAAUAGGGAAGACAUAACUACAUGAUGGGAAGUCGAACAUAGAUACAUGGAUCGGUAGCAGCUAGUACUCCAGUGACGACGAACGCCGAAGCCUGCCCGAGCAAGGAGGAGGGGCAGCCUCUGCUGAAUCCGUGACAGAAGUGAUGAAUCCCACUUCACCAUAUGGCAGUCCGACGGACUAAUCUGGGUUUCGAAUACAUAGUGUCAACUGUAAUGUUUGGUGGAGGAGGAAUAAUGGUCUGGGGCUGUUUUUCAUGGUUCGAGCUAGGCCCCUUAGUUCCAGUAAAGGGAAAUCUUAACGCUGCAGCAUACAAUAACAUUCUAGACGAUUCUGUGCUUCCAACUUUGUGGCAACAGUUUGGGGAAGGCCCUUUACUGUUUCAGCAUGACAAUGCCCCCGUGCAUAAAGUGAGGUCCAUACAGAAAUUAUUUGACGAGAUCGGUGUGGAAGAACUUGACUGGCCUGCACAGAGCCCUGACCUCAACCCCAUCAAACACCUUUGGGAUAAUUGGAAUGCCGACUGCGAGCCAGGCCUAAUCGCCCAACAUCAGUGCCCAACCUCACUAAUGAUCUUGUGGCUGAAUGGAAGAAAGUCCCCGCAGCAAUGUUCCAACAUCUAGUGGAAAGCCUUCCCAUUUUGGAAUGAGAUGUUCGACGAGCAGGUGUCCACAUAAUUUUCUAUAAAUGUGUGAAAAGUCUCAUAUCUUGUGACUGAUGUUAGGACUAUGUUGUGACUGAUGUUAGGACUGUGUUGAGACUGAUGUUAGGACUGUGUUGAGACUGAUGUUAGGUAUGUGUUGUGACUGAUGUUAGGACUGUGUUGAGACUGAUGUUAGAACUGUGUUGUGACUGAUGUUAGGACUGUGUUGUGACUGAUGUUAGGACUGUGUUGAGACUGAAUUUAGGACUGUGUUGUGACUGAUGUUAGGACCGUGUUGUGACUGAUGUUAGGACUGUGUUGAGACUGAUGUCAGGACUGUGUUGAGACUGAUGUUAGGACUGUGUUGUGACUGAUGUUAGAACUGUGUUGUGACUGAUGUUAGGACUGUGUUGAGACUGAUGUUAGGACUGUGUUGUGACUGAUGUUAGAACUGUGUUGUGACUGAUGUUAGGACUGUGUUGUGACUGAUGUUAGGACUGUGUUGUGACUGAUGUUAGGACUGUGUUGUGACUGAUGUUAGGACUGUGUUGAGACUGAUGUUAGGACUGUGUUGUGACUGAUGUUAGGACUGUGUUGUGACUGAUGUUAGGACUGUGUUGUUAUAUCAAAGGUAUGUGACCAUGGGAAAACAUCGUUUAUUGUGCUCAGAGCUGAAGCAUUCUAACAGUAACUCAUAUAACCUGUGUGAUUGGUUCCUCUGGGUUCCAGGCAGUCCAAUUGGAGAUCUGAUGGUGCAUGACGCUGAUGACAUCAACACACCCAACGCACUGCUCUCCUAUUCACUGGUGUCCCAAACCCCUUCAUCCGUCUUUACCAUCGAUGGCAUCAGCGGCCGCAUCCAGGCCAAGCAGAUGCUCCAACGCAGAGACGCAACAGAGUACCACCUCACUGUCAGAGUAAACGACCCAGGUACAUGCACGCACACACACAGGCACGCACACACACACACUUGACCUUGGCCUAAAAGUUUGAACAGCAUAGACACGUGUUUGCUUCCAUGGGCCCUCACAUACUGUUUUGUGUCUGUCAGGUUUCAGCACAGAAUGUAAGGUCCUCAUCAAGGUCAUCGACAUCAACAAUGAGCUCCCCAUCUUCGAGAUGAAUGACGUGAGACAUACCUGAGACACACACCUGAGACACACACCUGAGACACACACCUGAGACAUACCUGAGACACACCUGAGACACACCUGAGACACACACCUGAGACAUACCUGAGACACACACCUGAGACAUACCUGAGACACACACCUGAGACAUACCUGAGACAUACUGAGACAUACCUGGAGACCACACCACAUGAGACAUACCUGAGACACACACCUGAGACAUACCUGAGACACACACCUGAGACAUACCUGAGACAUACCUGAGACAUACCUGAGACAUACCUGAGACACACACCUGAGACAUACCUGAGACACACACCUGAGACAUACCUGAGACACACACUGAGACAUACUGAGACAUACCUGAGACACACACCUGAGACAUACCUGAGACACACACCUGAGACAUACCUGAGACACACACCUGAGACACCACCCUGAGACAUACUGAGACAUACUGAGACCUAUGGACAUACCUGAGGCCACAUACCUGAGACACACACCUGGACAUACCUGAGACAUACCUGAGGACACAUUACUGAGGACACACACUGAGAAAUACCUUGAGACACACCACCGGAGACACACUGACCUGCCACAUCCUGAGACACACACCUGAGACACACACCGAGACAUACCUGAGACAUACCUGAGAAACUGAGACACAUGAACCAUACUGAGAGACACACACCUGAGACAUACCUGAGACACACCGAGACAUACCUGAGACAUACCUGAGGCACACACCUGAGACAUACCUGAGACACCUGAGUUUCAUAGAUGCUUUAGUGGUAGGGUGUACCUGUGACCUUUAAACUCUCGCUCGUCGCGCGCGGCGUCGCGAGGGAAGGGGCUCGCGAGACGGAGCGGCGCUCGCGCGCAGGAGAGGGAGAAGGAGAGAGACGACGAGCAGCAAGCAGCAGACAUCAGCAGCACGCACGCCAACCACGCAAUCACCAGGCUCAAGCAGCCACUCACGCACGCUCAUCAAGCCCGUAUAGGAAUUCAAGCUCUAUGUGGGUUUCGAUAUAGCUAUCUCUCGCUCUAUCUUCCAUCUCUCUCUCUCUCUCUCUCUUUCUCUCUCUCUCUCCUCUCUUCUCUCUCUCUCUCUCUCUGUCUUUUGCUGUUGCUUUGUAGUAUGGUAGUCACAACCUGUCUGAAGACACAGCUGUAGGCCACACCCUCCUGACGGUAAAAGCCACAGACGCUGACGACCCUGGAACAGGAAGCUCCCGCAUCGAGUUCCACAUAACCGCGGGCAACAAGAUGGAGUUUUCGCCAUGGAGACAGACGACAAUGGGGAGGGCAGGCUUGUUGUUGCCAAGGUAAUUUCAUACUGGAAGACACCUAUGGAAGGUCAGAUUUUGAUAGGUGAUGAUAAAGAUGGUAAACUGAUCCUAGAUCUAUGGUUGUAUUGAUUAUUAAGGGAAACUUCCACCAGCAGCCUGAAACAAACCAACAACAAAACGCUCCAUUUGCCCAUAAUGCUCACAGUCCGAUCUCCUAAAAAAUGCGAAAAUAACAAAAAAAGAGAGAGAAAGAGAGGGAGGGAAAAGAGGAAAAAACGAAGAACAUAAAAGAAGAAAAAAAAGUAGAGAUCACAAUAAGAAAAAGGAGAAAAGAAAGAAAAAUCAAAGAGCACUAAAAAAAAAGAAAAAGAAAAAGCGAGAAACAAAUGGAAACCUCCGGACUAAAAAAAAGCCUCAAAAAGAAGUAAGAACAACGCCUAACCUAGGAAACAACUCCCUCAACGAAGAGAGCCCCCCCCAUCUCUCCUUCUUCUCCCCUAUAUGCCGCCCUCCCUCCUAUCUCUUCCUUCUCCACCUUCCUCCCUCCUCUUCCUCCCUCCCCCUCUUCUCCAGCCUCUCUCCCCUCUCCGCCUCUGGAACUAUGAGGCUGCUUCUUCCUAUAUGCUACAGAUUGAUGCUCGAAACCCAGAACCCCUGGUGAAGGGUCUGGAGUACGGUGCUGAGUCCUCCGCCGUCGUCUCGUUGGCGAUCAUUGACGUUGAUGAGGCUCCAGUGUUUGCCAUGGACAUUCUGGAUGUCGCGGUGCCAGAGGACACCAAGGAGGGAGCUACGUUGCUCAAAAUAAACGCCAAGGACCCAGAGGGCAAAGAGAUACUGUAAUCACAUGAUGAGAGGGACUGAUGGUGUGUGUGUGUGUGUGUGUGUGUGUGUGUGUUAUGGCUCUGACAGUGUGUGUGUGUGUGCAUUGUAGGUUCAAGAUGGAGGGAGACACUAAGGGUUGGUUGGAGAUUGAUCCUGCUACUGGAGAGAUAAAGAUAAAGAAUAAAGCCGUGCUGGACAGAGAGACGGUGGAGGCCUUCCACUUUACUGUUGUCGCCUUCGAGAAAGGUGAAGAACACACAUAUGUAUAUUUCAGAUACUUUUUUUGACCCACAAACUCAGUUUGAGUCCAAGUUAGAGAAUAUCCAUAAUGAAUAACAUCUCUCCCCCUCUCCACCCCCAGCCAAUCCAGAGCUGUCCUCAGAGCGCGAGGUGUCUGUGAGGCUGCUGGAUGUGAAUGACAAUGUCCCCAAGCUGACAGAGAACCAGGCUUUCAUCUGUGUGAAGAAGCCCCAGCCUAUAGUCCUGACGGCCCUGGACGCAGACGCAGACCCCUUCGGAGCACCUUUCACAUUCAGCCUGGCCCAGGGCAAGAAGUCCCCCAACUGGGACCUAAGCACUGUGGACGGUACACAUUUGUUAGACAAGACUACAUCUCCUAGAGAUCCUGUCUAGUAAUGUCCUCCCGUGCUGAUGUGGGAUUGUGUCUCUUCCCUUGGUUUCCUGUAGGUACGUCUGCUAAACUGACCCUGAAGAAAUCUCCCAGCGAGGACAAAACAUUCCUAAUCCCCAUCAACAUCAAAGACAACGCUGGCAUGGGCAUCACACAGAAGUUUGAGGGUGAGUGGUUACAGCCAGGUGUGUGUAAUAGCACAUAUCACACACACACCACUGUGUAGCUGUGAGUGGGUGUCUUCUAGCAAUGUGUAUUUGUCUCUGACGUGUGUGUUCUCCCUACAGUGCGAGUGUGUAACUGUACAGAGCUGGGAUACUGUUUCACCAAGCCGGACGUUCAUGCAGGGGUGUUAGGAAUGCCCACCACCGUUGGAAUCCUGGCUGGAACUGUCGGAUUCAUCGGUGAGUAACAGGCGCUGUUGUUCACUGGUGUUGUUGAUGUGUACCGCACUUUAAGAGAAGAGGGAGGAAUGGUACAAUCGAGGAACUAAGACCUAGCUGUAACAUAAAACAUUUUGUUGUUGUUGAUUGUUUUUGUUGUUAUUUUUGACUAAUCUCUCGUGGACAGACUAAUCGAGUAUCUAAUGCAUUUACGCAGGAUUUUAGUUCUGGGUUUCCAAUAUAAAUGUUUGACUGUUGUUGACGGGUGAUGUUACUUCCUCCAUAGCCCUCGUCCUGGUCAUCGCUUUCCACCGUAUAAAGAAGGACAACCAGAAGAAAGCCUUGCAGGGAGAAACGGAUGCCAUUCUCUAGAAACAGUGUUUGUUUAAUUGUUAUAUUUACUUUGAUUGGUUGUAUGCAUAUGUUAUAAAUACUACCUGGUCUCACCAUAAUCAUGCGCUCAUUCAGCUCAAUAACUUAUUUCCCCUGUUAAUGAAUUGAGUCUGUAUUUAGAAUUUAGACUGCUCAUUCCCAGCUGGUGUGUCUUGACUGGCUGUGCACUGUGUGUGAUGGUUCAAACACUCCUUUUCAAGCUGCUUGCUAUAAUUGUGUAGAUUGUUGCUCAGAGACUUUAUUUCACUGUUUCCCUCUGACUGUUUUUUUGUACAGAUACUCCAUUAUGUUUUUGAUGUAGCCUGAUAUCAGUGAAGAUGCUAGCUAGCCAAGAGUUAAAUGAAAAGGGUUCCAUCACUUUAGAAUGGGAGAAAGACUGCAUGCAGUAAAGAGUAGAAAUGACCAUGGAAAAACGACCAACGUUGGAGACAGUUCCACCACCUAAACAUCCCUCAGUUGAACCCUUGGUGUUAACAGUUUGACAAGCCCAGUGUAAAUGAAUAUCUGAGUGUGUACCAAGGUUAUUAUAGUUUGGUGAUUUUCUAUUAGAUUUUAUUUCUAUUACUUUUUUGAUUUUUUUUCAAAUUCAGUUUAGUUUCCAUUAGUUUUCAGACUUGAUUUACUCGUUUUUAUUCCGUUUCAGUUCGAUAAAAAACAUUUAUAUUUCGUUUUUCUAUUAUUUUCCGUUUCAGUUUUAGUGUCAGGGACAGAAAGUAGCCUUAUGUGUGGGAGGCUAGGAGCCAUGUAUGUGUUGAAAGACUAUAGCAGGGGUACUCAAGUACUAUUUGAGAAGGUCCGGUCACACAAAUUUCCUAGGUGGAAAAGAUCCAGAUGGAUAUUGUUAUUUAUUGGCGUAGUAACAAACC